This is a messenger RNA of Owenia fusiformis, 2359 nucleotides long. NCBI's taxonomy places the organism in Eukaryota, Metazoa, Annelida, Polychaeta, Sabellida, Oweniidae. The record is from the annotation of a GenBank genome assembly.
UUUAAGAAAAGUUUUAAUUCUACGAAAAACUAUAAACCCUAGUCAUUUAACAUAAUGACAUUUAUUCAUCCAAUCAAAAGGUGUAUGGAGUAACAAGGAGGAGUUUAUUCAGAUACAAAACAUUGCAGAAUUUACUUAAAAUUUAGAAGGGACUGAUGCAACAGUGAGACAAGCAACAUUGACAAAGGAGCUGCAACUUGGCCAACAUCACAAAAUGAAACCAGACAUUAGUAUUGGGAAAGAGGAGAAAGGGGAUGUCCGGAUUUUUACAUCUAGCCCUAUGCCUCAACCAACACCAAGUGUUGCCCCUAGAAGGAAUGGAAGAAAAUAUGUUUGUGUGUCUGUUACUGUUGUCUUAGUUGUUGCCAUGGUGAUUGGAGGAUUCUUUGGAGCAAUGCAUAUGAUGCAUAAAAAUACAUUGAAGACAUUUGAAACAACCAUGAUAAAUGCUGAAGGCAGAUACAUGAAAGAGAAGAUCCAGAUUGACGAGGAUAAAGAAACUGCCACAGUUGAGGGAAAUGAUGAUAUGACUCAAUUUAAGCUCAUCAUGGACUACAAACAUAAUUUAAGUGUCAGCAGAGUGUGGCUGAAUAAAAGACAAGAGUCAGUUUGUUAUGUUGCACCCCUGAACAAACCUGGUCUUCCUAGCCUCAGAGAGCUGGAGCAAUACUUAGAGACACAUAAAGAAGAAAUACCGGAAAGAAGUGGUGACCCUAUAAGAGAGAGCUUCUCUAUUAAUAUUGAUCCAAUAGAAGACAUCAGUUUCCUUGGAGAUGAGGUGGAAGCCAUGUGCAAGGGCCUGAAAGCAUACUGGGCCAUCCCAAGACAGGAAGAAGGAAGCAGACAUCAUCGUGAAAAGCGACAGACUGGAGAUGAACAGCCUGAUACUACUCCUGAAGAUAAUGCCUUUCAUCCUAACGUGACAAUUCACUGCCCCCUGCCAAAGUAUGGAUUCCUGUUUUGUAAUCAAGACACAGAAACACAAUGCACCUAUGAUUGCUGUGAAAGUUAUCUAUGUUACCCUGUUUUCUUUGGCCCCUUCUAUUACUACAAUUGUUAUUAUAAUGAUUGCACCCUGACUGUAACUAAAGACCCAUGUCACUGUGUGUUCAGGUCUCAGUUCAUGUUCCCUCCAUCAGAAGAUGAAUAAGAGGCUAAAGAACAACCCCAUACACCUACACCAGACAAAAAGACAGCAAGAAUCCUUUUAAAUUUCUUGUUUACAUUUUCUAUCACAGUAGUAAUCAAUCCCAGGCUCCCGGCAAGGCUUUAUCUAACAUUUAGGCAAAAUGGAAAAUUUGAGACACUAUGAACUUUUCUGAUGCAUUUUUCUUCCAUAAAAGUGAAUAAUGUGUGCACACAAAGAAAUAUGUAUGACAGGAAUUUUCAGAAUUUUCAUAACUGCUUUUCUCCACCUUCAGUUGAUCAUCCAUUGAAAUAUCCUUAUACAAAAAAACAUUAAAGUGAUUUAUUGAUGAUGAUGUCACAUAAAGUUGAGAUAACCAUUGUGGUUAACUUAAGAGAAAAUGAGCUUCUAAAAAGUUUUUGUCAAGGAUCUAAUAUGGAUUAUAAAUGGAGGGUUAAAAGUCAAGGUGACACUUAUUUUAAAGAUCAUGAAUGCUACUUGAACAUAGUGAAUGUCCUAGAAUGUGCAUGAAUCAAAUAACCUUGUUUACAUAUGUUAGACUAGAGCCCAUGGUUAGACUGAACAUCAAGGCAAUGUAUUUGUUAUUUAUAAUGGCAAUUUAAUUUGGUUUUUCAUCAAUUUUAGAAUAUUGCUGCCUUUAUAAUUUGGGAAAUUUAAAUAACUGACAAAAAACACAAUUAGACCUAAAUCAAAUGGAAUUAUAAAAGUAAUGUGAUUACUGACACAAAAUUAACCCAUUUAUGGAACUUCAUAUACAUUAUUUACUCUUGAAGAUUUUAGCAGAUAUUCAAACAUUGUAUUCUUCCGAUUUGCAAAAUCGGACACAAUAAUAUGGAAUAGGCAGGACCUCCAUACUAAUUUGUAACUCGGUAUAUUUGUGGUAUAUGUUCAUGGAAUAACAUUUGAACAUGUUAAUGCAAUAAAAAGAGGUACAAGAACUUCUGACGAGACAAAAAUAUUUUGUUAGUUUGUGAUGUGUUCAAGAAUAUUCCAUGAAUUAAAUAUACAUUGUAUGUGAUUGUAGAAAUUAUAUAUUCAGAAAUUAAUUAUUCAGAAUUAAGAAAUUAUAAUCAAGAUUAUCCCACCCUAAGUGCUUUAUAUGAUUGUAUAAUAGCAUUGUAUAACCACAAUAUAAAACCAACACUCAUGAGAACGAUAUACAACUCCUGGAUAGGGUAUACAACUCCUGGGGAGCAUAUACAACUCUUCGAC